UGCGUCACGGGCAGGUUUCGUGACUGGAUGCUGCCGGCGAGAGCCAUGGUGCCGUGGGUGAUGCUUUAGAGCGGGCGCAGCCUGGUCUUAAAUAUGUUAAGACUCGAGGGCAACUUACAAAGACGAAGAGACUCGACCGCGGCGAUGACACCAUUCCCUCUUCACCUACCAACUACUCCUUCACUUUCCACCUACCUGAACUACAACUUUCAUGAUGAACGUCUACACCUUCCUCAUUAGCCUCGUGUUGGCUUUCAGCUGCCACGCCGCUGCGAUCUCGACCAUGUCGACCGACAGCAACGACGCUACCUUCACUGCUACCGCCAUCGUGACCAACUCUGAGACCAACAACUCGGUCAUUCAGUGCUGGAAGUUCUUGACUCCUCUGUCGAAGUUGGAAUCCGGUGACGCUGCCGGUGCUUUGACGCUGUCUUUUACUUUCUCCAGCCUUGGCUCGCAGUACACGGUCACUCCGCCGCGCUUCGACGCCGGUGUCCAGAAUGCCCCCGCCCAACAGUUUGUCUACAUCGCGUCAGGCAAGGUUCGCUUUACGCUUCCUCACUCCACUGGCUACGAUGACCAGGCCUGGAUCAUGGGUGGCUCCAACGGCCUGAUUGUCAUCGGUGACAUGAUGGGAAGUGGCCAUAAAGAGCAGUAUCCGAGCGACGAACCCACCAUCAGUCUUCAGCUGCCGUUCCUGAACGAUAUCGCCCCGAACCACAACGUCUUGCACAGCGGCCCUUGCAACAAGACUUACAACCAGUCACAGCUUACUUCCGACUAG
Molecule: messenger RNA, 784 nt
Organism: Aplosporella prunicola CBS 121167
Lineage: Eukaryota; Fungi; Ascomycota; Dothideomycetes; Botryosphaeriales; Aplosporellaceae
Exons: 4
Coding region: 212-784 (190 amino acids)
Source: RefSeq, a predicted model, not a curated record